CAUGCCAGAAGGAGGAGAAUGUGGAAGGCAGCAGUUGUGGGUGAGAAGGGAAUGCUUUGGCAAGGAGAUGGCUCCUCUAUUUAUAGUGCUCAAGGGAGUAUCUCAUCUGUCACUGCCUGUGAUCAGCUCUGCUGGUGGGGACGCCCCUUCCUGGGUUCCAUCCAUGGAUGGCGCCACUGCGCAUGUCUCGACCCAAGUGGCAACCCUAACACAGACUGAGGAUAAAAGGAAUGAUGGGAGCACACCUUUUUCUAUUAAGGCAAAGAGAUGGGAGGGAGAACGUGAGGAUGGAGUAGAAGGAAUAAAGACGAGGGAUAGACACACUCUUUCACAAAGCAAUGGCAGUAGUGCUAUGGUGCCAUCUCAUGCAAAGUGAUCCUGUGGUCCUUAAUCAGGUUGUGCCAUUGCUCAAGUGGGUAAAUGUUGGGUGCUCACCAGAUCAUGGUGGGGAAGAAGGGAGACACUGAGAUGUGCAGGUCACACAUUGUCCACUAUGGCAACUCCCAAGCACCCAAUAAGCACAUCUGCAGCAGCGUUACCGGUCAAUAGCAAAUGGUCCAAUCCACUCAUUGCAUCCCAUCUGCACACUAAAUUUGGUUCUGAUUCAGGCCAGGCAAGGGUUGACCCACUCUUCAGAUAUGAACCCAACUCAA
Molecule: messenger RNA, 653 nt
Organism: Musa acuminata subsp. malaccensis (wild Malaysian banana)
Lineage: Eukaryota; Viridiplantae; Streptophyta; Magnoliopsida; Zingiberales; Musaceae
Source: RefSeq, a predicted model, not a curated record